AUGAGUAUGGCACGUGAAGCCGGUGGCCUGUUGACCAGUGUUAAAGAUUUUUAUUUAUGGCUCGAAGCACUAUUCAAUAGUCCAACAUCAUCAUCAAAACAUUUAAUUAAACCUAUUCUUCUAAGACAAAUGAUGACGCCAUCUCUCAUAUCUAGGAAAAACCCGUAUGGCUGGGAUGGCUAUGGCUAUGGUCUAAUAAUUAAUGACAAUGGCAAUGUUAUAGAACAUACUGGUGAAGUGUAUGGUUUUGAAACGUGUUUUAAACGUUUAAUGAAAGAACAGAUUAAUAUUAUUCUAUUUUCAAAUAUAUUUGAAUGUCCAGUUGGCGAUUAUGCCGACUAUAUACAAAGUAUAUUAACCACAACUGAACAUGGUGAAUUUGGUGCGAAGAGACUGCGGCAACGAUUCAAUACAACGUCGAAAACAAAGAAAAGAUUUAAAAAUAAAUUUCUACGAUAA
This is a messenger RNA of Didymodactylos carnosus, 459 nucleotides long. The record is from the annotation of a GenBank genome assembly. Lineage: Eukaryota; Metazoa; Rotifera; Eurotatoria; Philodinida; Philodinidae.